Penaeus monodon (black tiger shrimp) is the source of this 1759-nucleotide messenger RNA. Its product is annotated as putative inorganic phosphate cotransporter. Gene Ontology annotation, biological process: transmembrane transport; monoatomic anion transport. Gene Ontology annotation, molecular function: transmembrane transporter activity. Lineage: Eukaryota; Metazoa; Arthropoda; Malacostraca; Decapoda; Penaeidae. The record is from RefSeq and is a predicted model, not a curated record.
CCACUGAGGAGGUGAUGGCAGGCGCGGCACACCAGGAGAUCCCUUUGAGAGUGGCGGAGGGAGAGGAACGGGAGGGAGAGGAACGGGAGGGCGAGGAGAACGAGGAGGAUUCCGAUUUCCAUGAAAGAAAUCUGGAAUGGUGGGGCUGCCGUCACACCCUCUGUCUCAUGGGGUUCCUGGGCACAGCGACAGCGUACACCAUUCGCACCAGCCUCUCCAUGGCCAUCGUCGCCAUGGUGGGGUUCAGGGCACCCAACCACACCGCGGCUGCCAACACUUCCGCGCAAGAUGGCGAUGUGUGUCCAAUACCAGAAGACUUUGACAUAUCACCCAGACUAGGACUGGAGGGCGAGUUCGACUGGGACGAGCGAAAGCAGGGGCUGAUCCUUGGCUCCUUCUUCUACGGCUACGCCAGCAGCAACUUCCUGGGCGGCCGGGCGGCGGAGUACCUUGGGGGGCGUCUGGUGUAUGGGCUGGGCAUCUCGAUCAGCGCCUUGCUGACCUUCAUCACUCCCUUCUGCGCCAGGUGGGCCAUGGAGGUCCUCGUCGUCCUGCGUAUCAUCAAUGCGUUUGUCUUUUGUUUUCGUCCACAGGGUGUGAUGUUCCCCGCCAUCAACACCCUGCUGGCCACCUGGACCUCGCCCGUGGAGAGAGGCAAAUUCACCACGUUCGUGCACACAGGCAUUCAGCUGGGCAACAUCGCCUCCUUAUCCCUGAGCGGCGUCCUGUGCAGCUCGGGGUUCCUGGGAGGCUGGCCCGCCGUGUUCUACGUGUUCGGGGCGCUGGGCCUCGUGUGGGGCGUCUUCUGGUUCCUGCUGGUGCACGACCGGCCGGAGAGGCAUCCCAGGAUCUCGUCGGCGGAGCUCCGUCACCUCCAGGCGUGCAAGAACACCGUCAAGAGCGAUGUGCUGGUGCCUAUUCCUUGGCGGGAGAUCGCGAAGUCAGCUCCUUUCUAGUCCAUCUUCCUCAUGAAUUGGGCCAGCAGCUAUGGCCUCUACACACUCAUGGCCGGCCUUCCGACUUAUCUCAGGAACAUUCAGCACUUCAAAUUGUCUCAGAGCGGCGUGGUUUCAGCAGCCCCUUACCUGUCCAUGUGGAUAGUUAGCAUAGUGUGGAGCGUCAUCUUGGACCGUCUGGCGGCCAUGAAAAUAAUGACAGUCAAAACGGUCAGGAGAGUUUCCACUGCUUUCGCAUCCUACGGCCAGACCACCUUCCUCCUGUGCCUGUGCCUGGUGGAGUGCAACCACACGCUGGUGAUCGCCCUCCUGUGCGCGGCGGUCGGGGCGAGCGGGACCCUCUUCGCAGGAUACAACUCCUCCCAUCAGGACAUCGCCCCCAACUUGGCCGGGUCGCUGAAGGGGAUCACAAACACCUUCGGGUCCGUGGCCGGCGUGGUCGCUCCGGCCGUCACGGGAUACGUCACNNUCUCUCAGCAAACCAUCGGCGCGUGGCGGGUCGUCUUCAUCGUCACAGCCGUCACCUAUUUCGUCAUGUGUACCAUUUAUCUCUUUCUCAUGACGGAUAAAGUUCAGCCGUGGAACGAACCCAAGAAAAAUACAACAAGCAAAGAAAGGAAACGAAACUCAGCUGACAGUUUAUCUGAAGACAAGGACUGCUAACCUCCUCGGAAGAUUUGAAAACGAGUUCGAUCGACUGUAAUUUUUUUUUUCACUUCUGAAGAUGGAUAAUUGUGCAGCUCAGCCGAUAUUCAGUUGGCUUCAGAUCUGACGAUGGAUACUUACAUUAUUCUCAGUAUUUA